Molecule: messenger RNA, 1702 nt
Organism: Apis cerana (Asiatic honeybee)
Lineage: Eukaryota; Metazoa; Arthropoda; Insecta; Hymenoptera; Apidae
Source: RefSeq, a predicted model, not a curated record
AGAGACGAGCAAGUCACGGACCGUAAGAGUGUCCUAUGGAAAUCUAACAAUGAAAGCGAAACCACCGGUUCCAAUUAUGUCCAUGGUUUGUCAUGUCGUGACGAUUCGGAGUAGGUGCAUGGCUAUAUAUGCUACGAACAAUGUUAAUAUCCUUCAGUUUCUUCAAAACGAAACAAUACGACACGCCCUCAAGAAUUAUUCUCCUUUGAUAAUUCUAAUUUCUUCCAAGAUGCUAUUUAAUCUUCAAAAUCUCAUCUUAUUCUUAUUUUCUUCAAUGGCGAUUGUUAGAAGCAGUCCGAAAUUUGAUGAUGGAGGAUUUAUACCGAGUUCCAUGAUUUAUAUGGAUAAAAAUGCAAAGUCCCAGGAUCAACUUGCUAUGCCUUCUCAAGCAGAGCUUCGCAAUGAGACUUCAGCAAAACGGAAUGACAUGGACAGUAACGAUAUCACGGAUCGCAGUCAAGAACCUAGAUUCAGUUUCACAAAUCUUGGUAGCACAGGAAGUGGUUAUGGAAUAUCAACAUAUGCUCCGGCAAAAAUAGAUUUAGGAGGAUUGUUUUUGGGCGCUAUUAUAGGAAUAGGUUCUAUCCUCAUUAUUCCUAAACUGCUCUACGUUCUUUCUGGUACUUAUGGUCAUUAUGCAAGAAGUGAAGAAAGCGGCUUUACUCAAAUAAUGACAAAAAUGGAUGAUGUCCUGGCCCACCAUGGUAUCGAUACAACAUCCUGCAUGCAACGAAUUGUGUGUACUUAUUCGCAACAAGCUUCUUCAUCUGUUAAAGAGGCCAAUAAAUUAAAUAAUGAUGAAAAAAUUUCGUCCUUCGACCGUGUGAUUGAUACGAUUACGACGAAUCAAAUUUUCCGUACAACUAUGGAAGGAACCGCGAUACAAGAGGCAGUGGAAGCAGGAAGAGCUGGUCGAAACUGUUCACGGAUUUAUCCUCAUUGCGGAUUCUCCAUGGAAACUAUGUUAUCUCUUUUAUCAAACGUAAUUACUGCAAUCGCCGCAAUUAACACAGGAAAUUCCACGCCUACAGGAACUGGGACUUUAUAAUAUAUAAUAAUAUCAGAGAUCAAAGAAUGUGAAUAUUCUGAUUCGAUUAAAAUAUAAUGAAUUCUCAGAAGCGUAUUUUUAAACAAACGGAAUGAUAAUGAAAAUCAAUAUUAUGUUAUAGAAGAUAUUAUAUAAAAAUGUUUUUAUAUAGUUCCAUUUUAUUAAAUAAUCUAUAUCACAAAUAGAAUCAAUUUCCCAUCGGGAAAUUUCUUAAUUAUAAGUAUAUUCUAAUUAUAAGUAAAAUAGUAAUUGCAGAUAAUUUUUAAUAGAUUCAAGACAAACAGCAUAGUGAUUUCCUUUCACAUUUAUUUGAUUUUGUAUAUAUAUGAAUUAAGAAAAAUGAAAUUGUUUUCACGUAAAGUGAUGGAACCGUUGGUUCGUGCACUUUCGCGUAUAACGUGACAACUUUCCUAAUAGAGACUCGUGUUCUUUAUACAAUCUUUAAGUAAGGCAAAUAAGAUCGUAUAGAGUUAAAUGGUAUAACGAUUUAUCUUUUAAUAUGAACACAAUGUUCGUUAUAUAUUGUUUUGAUCAUUCAAUAUAGAUAUAAUAAUUUUUUUUACAAUGUAUAUAAAUAUAUAAUCACUUCUAUUAAUGUAUGAAUUGCGUGCGAGGUUUUGAUUCCUAAGAAAAAUAAAACAAAAUUUUACAAGA